UAUUCUUACAGGAAAUUGAAAUAACUGAAUUAAUUAAUUAAAUUGAAAUUGUUUUAUUUAAUUAUUGUCCAUGUUUUAUUUUCUUCUAAUUUUGGGUUAAAAAUAAUUAGAAUACAUCUGUCAUGGUGAUCAGCAAAGAAGAGGCCAUAAUUUCAAACCACUUGGUCUGUGAGAUGUCUGGAGAUUCUAUUGCAGCAAUUGGUGAAAAAUUGCUAAAACAAUUAAGUCAGUGCCAGAACCUGACUGCACAUCAAAUUAAAGCAAUUCGACAAAUCUUCAGCAGUGGAAAUACUUCAUUUGGGCCUCCUUCUACAUGGACAUCUUCUGUUCUGGAUCAACUGAGUCAACUGAUCCUAAUCCUGGAUCACAGUAUUCUGCAAAGUAUUCCUAAGAAUGUUUUAAUGCCGUGGUUAGAAAACUCCAUUCUCCAUUCUGAUCUGUCACAAAAUCAGCUGGUCCAUAUUAGGGAAAGCCUUAAAUCCUCCAGAACAAAGCGUGGGAUCGCAACGUGCCCAACGGACAAAAUCAUCACAAAGGAGAUACUAAAUGAUGACCUGAUGGAUGAGCUUCUAUUUUAUACUCCGAUAGAAUUGAAAUUGUGCUUGACUAAGGAAAACCUAAUGAACAAUAUUAGUGCAUUCUCAGACUACCCUUUCACAGAUGAACAGCUGCAAGCAGUCAAGGACAAACUGGAUGAGAUAUUUCCUGAGGGAUAUCCUCCUGCUGUAUUCAGUAAUCUUGGACUCAUUGAAAAACUAAUAGAUGAAAAGAAGAUCAAGCAAUGGACUAUCAAUUCAACAAGCACAGUUCAUGCUUUAUUGGAUUCUGUGUCCGGUGAUGAGCUGAGAAUUGCAGUUAUUCAGCGUUAUAUUGAAUUGAGAAAGCAAAUUAAUAGCAAUUUUCUGGAUGUGCUCGGGCCAUACAUCUGUCUCCUGAAUGAGGACCAGCUCAGCAUGAUAACUGAAAAGAGCAUUGAGAUGGCCACUCUCCUUGACCCAUCCAAUUGCUCCUCAGCCAUCAAGGAUCAUCUCUAUCCCAAAGCCAAGCGGGCCUUUUCAGAUCGUCACUAUGAAUACAGUGAAUAUUAUAAACGGAUCAGGCCAUUUCUAG
Molecule: messenger RNA, 1110 nt
Organism: Pseudonaja textilis
Lineage: Eukaryota; Metazoa; Chordata; Lepidosauria; Squamata; Elapidae
Source: RefSeq, a predicted model, not a curated record